This is a messenger RNA of Spodoptera littoralis (African cotton leafworm), 1053 nucleotides long. The record is from the annotation of a GenBank genome assembly. NCBI's taxonomy places the organism in Eukaryota, Metazoa, Arthropoda, Insecta, Lepidoptera, Noctuidae.
CCAAGAGUAGAUGAGUAAAUACGAACAGUACCCAUUCGUAUACCGACGUCGCCGUUUUAUGUAGUUCGCGGGAAAAUUUUUCUUUCAUAUACGAGUUACGUAUGUAUAGUUUUCACAAUGAAUUAUACAAGAUACAAAUUCCGACCAUGUACACUGAUCUCCUUUUCCAUCAUCUUAAUAUUGAAUAUAAUUUCUUUAAAUGGUGAUAUUAUUGUAAAAAGUCAGCAGGACAUUUUGGAUGAUUUACCAAGGGCAUCAGAUUUGGACCACUAUCUUAGUGUAUUGGAGAAAGCAGUAGAUUUUUGUGUUGAAAAUAAAUAUGGCGUGGAUAUGAGUUUAGACUUUGGCUUAUUUUUAGCUGGAGUAACAAUAAACCAAGUUUUGAGGGAAAAAAUACAUAAACUACCACCUAAUUUAGUAGUCCGUUUAGAACAAGUGCUCCUUAAGUAUGGCGAAAUAAAGGACUACUUCAACGUAAAUGUAAGAAAGGGGCUGCUACGUAAAUACGGUCCCUCAGCACAAAACACAUGCAUUGCACGUUUGGCGCGACAACCUAUAUUCCCACCGACUCGGAUGCCUCAAGCUAAAUGCAAACUCCCGACAUUGUGCAUAAGUUACCUGUUUGUAGGAGAUGUUUUCGGCUAUGGAUUGGCACACAGACUUUUACUGUUUGUUAUGGCAAAGCAUUCUCGAAAUUGUGCCGUGUUUGGGAAAGAAGUAGAUAAAGACAAAAUGGACAAGUUUUGCUCCUUUUUAUAUCUUGAAUGCCAGUAUAAUGCGUUUAACGACUUUGCUAUGCCCGAUUUGGUUUUCGAAAUUGUUGCACUCUGCGGGUUGCUAGGCAACGCUCAGUUUUUAACCAAUUCGUGGAUGAAAUUCCUUACGACGUAUCAAACAAGAGACGGGUACUUCAAUGGAGAUAUAAUUGGAAUGGAACAUAUAGACACAAAUAUGAACGUUACUGAUCAAAAUGAGCUGAACAAGCACACAACGGGAACCGCCGUGGCAGCCUAUGCAAACGUUAUCAGAUAUAUAAUAGAAACCCACUACUAA